Penicillium riverlandense is the source of this 1995-nucleotide messenger RNA. RefSeq lists its product as uncharacterized. Gene Ontology annotation, molecular function: DNA binding; zinc ion binding. The transcript has 6 exons. Gene Ontology annotation, biological process: DNA-templated transcription. Bases 1 to 1995 code for a protein of 664 amino acids. NCBI's taxonomy places the organism in Eukaryota, Fungi, Ascomycota, Eurotiomycetes, Eurotiales, Aspergillaceae. The record is from RefSeq and is a predicted model, not a curated record.
AUGUCGAGUACGCUGAUGUUCCGCAAACUGAUUUUGAAGCAAGUGCGCAUCCCCACUCACAUAUCUCUUACGUCCCCUGACGAUACCACAGCAUCGGAGAUCUUUGAUCAAAUUAAUUUGCUCUCUAUUCCCGGAGCAGGCUUACGGCACCUAGAUCUUCAAUCAGAUAUUCCCUCUAUCUUCCAAGGGGUUUACUCCAGUGAUGGGUUCAUCAAUACAAUGCCCUCGGAGUCGGGAAAUGCCUCGCUGUGCCUGGUGAGAACUUAUGGGAGUGAACCAGAAAUGUGCGUUGGGUGUUUCAUCAGCCAUAAAAUAUCACAUUCUAACAUAUUAGGAAGAUUGAACGCUUAUUAUGACUUUAUACAUUGCUACCUACCGAUCUUGCCGCCACGAGUUUCACCACCAUGUCCGGAUAGGCCAAUGAACUGUCCAAUAUCAUUCGCAAAUCCGGCUUCGGAGGUGCCGCUCAUGGUCUAUCGACCUCGUUCACCUCUAAGUCUCGCAAUUUCUGCUAUUCUCGCCCUUAUUCCUCACCCUAGCGACCCAGAACCAUCAUCCACAGCAUCCGUCACCCAACGCAGGACAUAUGCUCAUACAUUGGCACAGCUGGCCAACACGACCAUAGAAUCAGAUUGUGAUCUCGACGUGUCUUCGUGCGACCCAGGUCAAGCAUUAUCAAGCGGGCGGCCUUUUAUCAACCGAGAAAGAUUCCACCCUCAGACUCCAGCGGAUCUGGAGAGUCUUUUAGCACUGUUAGUGCUAUCGGUGUAUGAGUACUGCCAAAGAGGGAACUUGCUCAAAAUGAGAUAUCGCGCUGGACAAGCCUUGGCCAUUGCUCUGGACAAAUCACUUCAUGCCCAUGGAGAAGAAAUUGAUGAGUUCUCUGAGGCUCGUCGGAGGGCCUGGUGGAUGACGUAUCACUGUGUCGUGCAGGGCUCUAUAACAAGCACAACGCCUCCUUCUAUCGUCAUCAACGACCCUCAAUUCACAACCCCUUAUCCACGCUUUGCAACCGAUGCCGAGGGAUGGUCUAUUUUCACACAAGCCCAACAAGUGCUGUUGUCAGCCACUCAAUUCGUUGCCGAUCUAAAGAAAUGUCUGACAUCGAGAUCAAACAUGCAUUACCUUUUCGAGCGAAUGCAGCACCUAGAUGGCUGGAUUAACUCUGUACUCACACAAAUCGAUUUACUUCCUCCAAUUCCACAAGAAACAGGAUUUGGUGAUUACCAAGAAACCAUGACAGCGCACUCUAUCCGUGCUAUCUCCCGCAUAAAGCUAUCCAGUGCGCAGAUCAAAGUCCAUCGUUUUCGAGCCUUCUCCGACAUCCCCAUCUUCAUCAAGAAACAUUGCGACUUGACUGCGGCUGCCACCCCCAACGCCCCAAACACCGAUGCGGUCACCAAAUCCUCCAUGUCUGGAAACGGGCUUGCCAGCCUCCAAUGCUCAAAAAAUAACAUCGAUCCAUUUCAACGAGCCUCAUCAACCGAGUACCUGACACCCCCCGAUUCCUCUACCUCCUCAGAAGUCCGCCCUUCCUCCAUCCCACAGUAUCCGCAGCACCCCUUCACCUCCGGAUUUCCUUACAGCUGCGAGCACUCCGCCCAAGUCUGUCUCCGUGCUGCCCUAGUAAUCUCACGAAUGUUUCAAACCCUACCUCUUCCACAGCCGCUUUUGGACUCUCAACAUCAAAAUCAUCAGCAGCAGUAUUACAGCGGCUCUCUUCCUCGUACCAUGCCAUACUUUGCUUGCUGUCUAAUGCAAAGCAGCUACACGCUCCUUAUGGUGUUCUAUAAGGCGCGAGUCGCGACGAGACUCUCUCCGGAUUUGGAAAAUGUAUAUGUCGAAGGCUCCACUGGUCAGCUCGUAGCUGAGCUUCGGCAGGGAUUGCAGCAUAUUAUCGCCGCCUCGGCGAAUUACUCGCUUGCUUUUGAGGCGUUGGAUGGGAUGAGAGAUGAAAUCAAAGGUGCAUAUCAAGCAGCGUUUUCCUUGAUAUGA